AUGGAAAAUUAUAAUUUGAAGGCUGUUUUUAGUCGAUAUGGAGAGUUAGAAGAAGAUGGCAUUACCACACGACUUAAAGGUAUAUACAGACAAGCUUUUAUAACCUACAAAGAUGAACUUAGUUUACAACCUUUUUACGCUCAAUGGAGUGUAUGGGCGUUUAAAGAAUGUCUCUCGGUGAUACCUGUUUUGCUAUCUGAAGAUAAAAAAUCUGAAAGGUUCCAAUUUGCAGCAAAAAUUAAUGGUUUACCGUUCAAUACUUGUGCACGUGAUUUACAACCAUUGGUUACAGAAACUAGCGCUACGUCUAUUUUUAUUCCACGCAACCCCGUGACAUAUAAACCUAUGAAAUAUGCUUUUGUAUAUUUUAAAAAUGAUGAAGAUUUUAGUAUUGCAACCAAUAAUGUAUAUGAAUAUGAAGGUCAACAACUAGAAUGGUCCCCGUUAGAUACCAAAUCUUGUCAUAGAUGUGGAUAUACGGGACAUGUAGCGAAGGAAUGUCAAACAGAAUUACGACAACGUUCAAAUAAAUUAAAUCGUAACCAACUGCUCCAACAGUUUAAAAAUCAUAAUAAAUCUAGAUUCAAUUCAUACGCCGAUGCUACUAAGGAAAAUAGAUAUCCUAAUAGUCGACAACGACAUUGGAAUCAAAAUAAUAUUAUCAAUCGACAACGUAAUAACAAUACUUACACCUUUAGUGAAGAAGAAAUGCAAGCUUGGGGUAACGAAAAAGAUAUAAGUGACAACAACUACAACCCAAUUCAAGGCGGUACUAGGAAAGGAGGCUCUAUGCAUGAUCUAAAUAACAAUAAACAUACAUCUUCACAUAAUGAUUUAUCAGAUAUUAAAAAACAACUCACUACUUUAAAUGCAAUGAUUACCGAAUUUAGAAAAGAAAAUGAUAUAGUUAGAAAAGAAAUCAAUUCAAUUAAAGAAACCUUUAAAAAUAAUAAUAAUCGUAAAGGUCCCCAACAUAAGCCUAACAAAUUACCAAUAGUUAACGAUAAUAACAAGCGUGCCAAACCUGACUCAUCUUCAAGUGAAAAUGAUGACAACAACUUAGUUCUUAACUUAGAAUCACGAGUAGAAAAACAAGAUAGUUUGCUAAAUAAUAUGUACAAUAUGAUCACGAAACUCACUGGACAACUUUCCAAUAAAGAACAAAAUGAUUCUACUACAAACAAAAUUGCAAGUAUUGGGGGUACUAGCAAUUCAACCAACCAGUUUGAAUCCACUUUUUAA
Molecule: messenger RNA, 1242 nt
Organism: Rhizophagus irregularis DAOM 181602=DAOM 197198
Lineage: Eukaryota; Fungi; Glomeromycota; Glomeromycetes; Glomerales; Glomeraceae
Molecular function (GO): zinc ion binding; nucleic acid binding
Source: RefSeq, a predicted model, not a curated record